AUGUCUUCAGCUGAUGCUCCCUCUCCCUCUGCUUCCACCCCCGACGCUGUUCUCGAUGCCAUCCUCAAGAAGACUCGGGACAAAGCAUGGCUUUCAUUUGCCCCCGAUGAACUAUCCACUCUUCUCUCCGCGUUCUCCCCAGCACUCCCCGUAACUACCCACACCAAAGGCUACCUCGUCCUGUCCGCGUUCUGCCAGCGCCGAAGAACUGAACUUCCGAAGGACGACGAGGCGAUACCGGCCAUAUGCCGAGCUGUGGAAAUGCCAGUCGUCGCAGCCAUCGCGGACACUGACGAGAGCGAGGUCCUCAAGGGUCUCACCUUCCUCUGCGCGCUUUUCGAUGUCGAUCACCCCUCCGCUACGUCCAUCGUUCUCCGCGAUGGCUUCACCGAAGUCAUUGUCGAUGCUUUCGACUUCUUUCCCAAGUCUAGGCGCAUACACCUUGCGAUUGCACACCUCCUGGGCCGCGCAGCGGGGCACAAAACUUCGCGCGCACUCGUCUCUACGGAUCACAAGGCAUGGCUGGAAAACAAGUCUCGGCAAACCCAAGAUGCGGGGCUACGCGCUGCCGCCGCCGUUGCGAUGGUCAAACUCGCUCGUGGAGCAAGUGCGGAUGCCGUAGAGGCAGGCGCAGCCGCCGACCCACCUGCCAUGGAGGAUGCGGAGUUGGCGAGGAUGAUGAAGAGCUUGGUUCUGGACUCAGCAGAGUCUUCCUCUGUGGCCGAUGCUGUUGAAGCACUCGCUUUCAUGAGCUCCACACCAUCCGUCAAGGACAUGCUCUCCAAGGACUCCGCCUUCCUGUCCCGCCUCUUCUCCCUUAUUCCUCGUCGGAAGGGUGCCGCCAUCGAGUCCCUUGGAGAUGCGACUUCAUCUCCGCUCUACGGUACAGUCAUCAUCAUCUCAAAUAUAUCCGUCUACCGUCCCCGUCUCUCUGCGGAGGAAGCACAGAUGGCCAAGCUCAAGCGCAUGGCAAAGGCGGCAAAGACCUCCAGCGAGUCAAGCACCCAGCCUGAUGACGACCCGUUGGACGAUGACGAGCACGUGAAGACUCGUGGAGAGAGACUCGUCAAGGGUGGCGUAAUGGAAGCCUUGACCUCCGCCGUACGCGUGUCCGAUAGUCGAGCGGUCCACAUGCUGGUUGGGAAGGCCAUUCUCAGCUUGGUCGAGGACAAGUCAAAUCGCGGCAAAAUUUUGCAAGCUGGAGGCGCGAAGGCUCUGCAGACGAUCAUCCAGGAGAUCGUUCCUGCCGCGAAAGCUUCGGAUGCUGGCAAGACUCCUCAAAUAGACAAGGAGGACUUUGAGCCCAUUCAAGCCUUGGCGAAGCUGUCUAUCACGGCUGCCCCUGUUCAAGUCUUCGGUCCCAACCAAGGCGCGAUCCACGACAUCAUCCGACCUUUCUCCCUCAUGGUCAUCCACCCCAACUCCACCCUUCUGCAACGCUUCGAGGCCAUGAUGGCCUUGACGAACCUGUCUUCCCAGAGUCCUGAGGUUGCAGACCGAAUAGCGCGUGCCGACGGCCUCACGAACAAAGUGGAGCUUCUGAUGCUGGAAGACCACGCCCUGGUGCGCCGCGCGGCAACAGAGCUCGUCUGCAACCUCGUCGCCGGGUCGGAGGAGGUCUUCAACAAGUGGGGCGGCGAAAAGAACUCUUCGUCCAAGUCCAAGCUUCAGGUCCUUGUGGCGCUUUGCGACAUUGACGACACACCGACACGUCUCGCCGCCUCUGGGGCCCUCGCGUCGCUCACCGCCUCUCCGGACGCAUGCGCCUCGCUGGCGGAAUUGCAGCGCGAGCGCCACAGGAUCCUCCCGAUCCUUGGGCAGCUCAUUGAUCCAAGUGUCGUCGCCCGGCCAGAAGCUGACGAGGGCGUGGACGAUGACGAUACGGAAGAGCUCCAGACCGAUCCGGGCCUGGUCCACCGAGGGGUCGUCUGCGUGCGGAAUUUCUUUGUGGGCAUCCAAAACAAGGCGUUGCAGAUGGAGGUGGCCUCGGACGCGAACCAUGCUGGUCUAGCUCACGCGCUAGUUGCCGUUGUGAAGAGCUGUGCCCAAGACACAAGCUCUCCGCUGUUACGGCCUGCAGCGGAGACGCUGAAGUGGCUGUUGGAGCAUGGAGUCGAGCUCACGGUGUAA
This is a messenger RNA of Epithele typhae, 2130 nucleotides long. RefSeq names its product ARM repeat-containing protein. The transcript has a single exon. NCBI's taxonomy places the organism in Eukaryota, Fungi, Basidiomycota, Agaricomycetes, Polyporales, Epitheliaceae. Bases 1 to 2130 code for a protein of 709 amino acids. The record is from RefSeq and is a predicted model, not a curated record.